AUGGCCUCUCCCUCUCCAUCAAAUACUGCAUUCAGCUUUCAAUCACCUUCAGUGUUCAAUGGAGAAAAUUAUCCAAUUUGGUUUGAGAAAAUGGAGUCAUAUCUUAGGGGUUUGGACCUCUGGGAUGCUGUUGAAUCAGGAGCUGAAGUUCCAACUUUGAAGGAUAAUGCAACCCCUGCACAAGGAGCUCUUAUAGAUGCUAUGUUUGUAAGAAUUAUGGGGUGUAAAACUACCAAAAAUGCUUGGGAAAGACUGAAAGUUCAGUUUGAAGGUUCUGAAAGAACCAAAGAAAUGCAGAUUAUGAACUUGACUAGGGAGUUUGAUACAAUGAGAAUGAAGGAUUCUGAAAAUGCAAAAGACUUCAUCAGCAGACUUAUGAGAGUUGUUAAUCAACUCAGACUCUUGGGAGAGGAUAUUUUAGAAAGAAGAGUUGUUCAAAAGGCUCUUGUAUCUCUACCAGAAAGAUUUGAAGCUACAGUUACUUCUCUGGAAAGGGAACUCUCCAAAAUGUCACUAUCAGAUGUUGCAUAUGCUCUCCAAGCUGCUGAACACAAGAGAGUUAUGAGAAGUGAAAUGUAA
Messenger RNA from Theobroma cacao (cacao), 579 nucleotides. NCBI's taxonomy places the organism in Eukaryota, Viridiplantae, Streptophyta, Magnoliopsida, Malvales, Malvaceae. The record is from RefSeq and is a predicted model, not a curated record.